Molecule: messenger RNA, 1201 nt
Organism: Nicotiana tabacum (common tobacco)
Lineage: Eukaryota; Viridiplantae; Streptophyta; Magnoliopsida; Solanales; Solanaceae
Source: RefSeq, a predicted model, not a curated record
GACUUCUGUUUGAGUGUAUGUGUUGACCAUGUGCAGAUUCAAUUAAUAAGAAUACAGUUGAGAGUACCUGAAUAUGGUUGGACGACACAAAAGGUUUUCCAUCUCAUGAACUUUGUUGUAAAUGGAGUUCGUGCCAUUGUCUUUGGAUUUCACAAACAAGUGUUUUUGUUCCAUCCCAAGGUGCUGACUUUGGUAUUAUUGGAUCUACCGGGCCUGCUUUUCUUCUCAGCGUAUACACUUCUUGUUCUAUUUUGGGCUGAGAUAUAUCACCAGGCUAGGAGUUUACCAACAGAUAAGCUGAGAACCUUCUAUAUUUCAGUAAAUGGUGCAAUAUACUUCAUACAGGCUUGUAUCUGGGCGUACCUCUGGAUAAACGACAAUAGCACUGUGGAAUUCAUUGGGAAGAUAUUUAUAGCAGUUGUAUCAUUUAUUGCUGCAUUAGGAUUUUUGCUGUAUGGUGGAAGGUUAUUUUCUAUGCUGAGACGCUUCCCCAUUGAAUCUAAAGGGAGAAGAAAGAAGCUUCAUGAGGUUGGAUCUGUAACUGCCAUUUGUUUCACUUGUUUCCUCAUUAGAUGCUUUGUGGUUGUGUUAUCGGCUUUUGAUGCUGAUGCGACACUAGACGUCUUGGAUCAUCCAGUUCUAAAUCUGAUAUAUUACAUGCUCGUGGAAAUUCUUCCUUCAGCUCUUGUGCUUUACAUCCUGCGAAAACUGCCUCCCAAAAGAGUAUCUGCUCAAUACCACCCUAUCCGUUAGCUGCAACAGACUCAUAUCAUUGGUCGUGUAAUUUCCCGAUGGUUGCAGCAAUCAAAGCUAGUGGAGUUCUGCUGGAGAAGAGGAUCAAGGAGUGUAAACCGUGGAAUAUCUCAAUUCUUUCGCCAGUUACACAGAGCUGCCGUCCUUACAGUUUUGUUUGUGGUUUUGAGGUUUUUGAAUAUUUGUACACUAGAUGAUUAUGCACGGGCCCAACAAUUUAAACUGUAAUCGUGUGUUUACAUGUGAUUAAGAUUCGAAAUAGCAAUAAAUGGUUAAGGAUAACAAAAAUUUCACAAACACAACAGAAUAAUGCUGGUUUUGAUCAAUAGUGAUAGAAACAUAAAACUAUAUAUUACUUCCCUAGGGGCUGGCCGACGUGUGUAAAAUUGAGCUAAUAUUUCAUUUUGUUGUGCUUCUCUAUUAAUCAAAGCAUAUGACUAAUUCCUCA